AAGCAAUAAUCAGAAGAUCUGAGGCAGCGAGCAAACACCACAUAAAUUCAAGAACAAGAUUUCGUCUCGCCCCACCAAUGGAAAAACGAGAGGCAACGAGGAACAGAUGAAGAUGAAGUUUCAAGCUUCGUCGCGUUUCCCACUACCUCAGGGCGAAAUAAAAAUGAUCUUAUACCAUUUGCUUCUUAAUAUCUAAUUGUUCCAUGGAUCGGCAAUGUUUGGCUUAGUUUUGAUCUCAAUCCGUGUGUUCUUGUUAUAAUUUCGAGCAGGAUGAGAGGCUUUUGAAGCUUUUCCCAUCAUUCUUAUCAUUUGUUGGAUUUGAUUCAAAAUGUUGUCGGUUUGCUCGGCGUCUCCCAGCUGUUCUUCUCAAUCUAAGUUUACUUUCCACGGUGGCCGGAGACUCUUACUUCCAUACCAAAAGGAUAUUCAUGUUGGCAGCCAUGCUACAGAAGAAGGGAGCUUCAUGGGCUUGCUUCGUGGAACUCGUUUCCAUGGAGGUUUUCCUASAACUUAUGCCACAAGACCUUCUUUCUCUAAUUUGACUGCAAGCGCUAAACAGCCAUUAUUCAUGGGUGGAGUGAAAUAUGUAGAGAAUUCCAGUUUAUCUGAAGGAGGAGAGACACUCCUUAAUGUUUCUGGACAACCUGCUGAAAUUACAUCAGUUCAAGUUGUACCUGUAGAGAAUGAAACCGUUUUAACUGACAACAUUGCAUCCAAUAAAAUCCUCUCUGUCUCUGACUCCUUAAAUGUGGCUAAUAAUUCAGUAUCGAGCAUCAAAGCAAGUGCAGAGGAUUUUUUUGAUCGUGUCAGUGAGUCCUUCAAUGCUUCUAUACAAAAAGGAGAAAACACUAUCGAGAAAUCAUUGGAUACAAUUAAUUCAUCCAUAUCAACCGUGGUUAAACAGGCCAAUCAAACUGUAGAUGAUGCCUUCAAUGGUAUAUUUUCGUCUGCUGAUCAGGUUGGGGAACAAGGUCGUAAUAAACUGACCAACUUUUCAACUGGAUUUAAGGAAAGCUCGAUUAAGGCUUCUGGUUUUGCAAUUGACUUACUAAGACAUGCAGUUGUUGCAAUUGAGGAUUCUCUGAUAAAUUCAACUUCAUUUGUUGUCUACACCUAUGGAUCAGUCAAGGAACUCUUUCCUCCUGAGAUCAGGAAUGCUCUAAGUUCGUCCGAGCAAAGAGCAGCUGAAAUCUUGAGCCCUGUCAAAACUGGUUUUCAACAGGCUUACCUAACUGUUGAGAGUUUGGAGAAAACCCUUGGCUUAGAUCCAAGUGAUCCCCUUGUUCCAUUUUUGCUCCUCCUUGGAACCUCCGUCACUCUGUGGGUUUUCUAUUGGACAUGGACAUAUAGUGGUUAUUCUGGAGAUUUAUCCCCUCAAUCAACCUUUGAGCUCCUGAAAGGAUCAGAAAAUGCUGUUCUUAUUGAUGUCCGGCCUGAGGAUUUGAGAGAAAAAGAUGGCAUUCCAGAUCUAAGACGCCGAGCACGAGCUCGUUAUGCAAGUGUAACCCUACCAGAGGUUGAUGGCUCUAUAAGGAAGUUAGUGACGAGUGGAAGAGACCUUGAUGACACUUUACUUGCAUCUGUCAUCCGGAACUUAAAGAUUGUUCAGGACAGGUCCAAGGUCAUUGUCAUGGAUACCAAUGGYACAGGUUCUAAAAAUAUUGCUAGAUCAUUGAGGAAACUCGGGGUUAAGAAACCAUACUUGAUCCAAGGUGGAUUUCAGUCUUGGGUGAAACAAGGCCUCCGCAUCAAGGAGCUCAAAUCUGAAACCGCGCUUAGCAUACUUAAUGAGGAAGCUGAGGCAAUCCUGGAGGAAAUAAGUCCAUCUCCUGUGCAAGUUCUCAGUUAUAGUUUGGGUCUCGCUGCAACUUUGUAUGCUUUACUAGAAUGGGAGACUUCGCUUCAAAUAAUUGGCAUUAUUGGCCUUGGUCAGACAAUUUAUCGGCGGGUCACAUCUUAUGAAGAUGCUGAAGAUUUAAAGAAAGAUGUGAGGCUGUUGUUUACUCCGGUCAGUCUUGGAGCUCAGGCAUUAUCGUGGGCUGCCGAGAAAUUGGAGACGAAUGGCGUUGGAUUACCGACAUCUCCUUCCUCCUUGGAUGUUCAAAACAGGGUGUUGCAGGCUGCUGCAAAGCACGAAUCUCAGCCCUCGGUCGAUGAAGGCGUCCAAAACAGAUCGCCGGAAGCAACAAUCCCAGUCAGUGAGAGUGUAGACCUUUCUGAGGCAUAGGACACGACAAGAUUUUCUGGCAGUCAAUAAUGGUUUAUGAUGAAAGCUCCUUGUUCUGAACUUGAUUGCUGAUCCAAGUAGUCUUAAAAAGUGUAGCAAGAUGAAAUGAAUGGCUUGGAUAAGCUGCUCAAGAAAUAUAGUGAGCUACUAAUGAAUUUGCCUUUUCUUCUCUCUCUCUUCAGAAAAGAUGUAGAGUUCUUUGCACAUACUAAUUCAAUAUUGCUAAAUCUACUGUUUUCUCUUGCGUUUUGCAUAUUAUGAUUCUUAGUCAAUGAUAAAAUAUGGCAUUAUUGGUGGCAA
Messenger RNA from Momordica charantia (bitter melon), 2527 nucleotides. RefSeq lists its product as uncharacterized. Lineage: Eukaryota; Viridiplantae; Streptophyta; Magnoliopsida; Cucurbitales; Cucurbitaceae. The record is from RefSeq and is a predicted model, not a curated record. Gene Ontology annotation, biological process: de-etiolation; regulation of stomatal closure; cellular response to calcium ion.